AUGUUCGACAAAUCCAUCAUUCAAGACAAGUCCAGAGAACUGUUGGCAGUAGAAAACCUUACUUUGGAGUCAGACGCUCUAACUAUCAUUAGAUUGUGCAAGGACCUUCUAACUAUCACGCGUGGCUUGCGGGAGACAUGGUGCUUAGGAACCAUGAAAGUUAAUACUAAUCAAGUUAACGAAAAGGCUAGCGACGAGGAGAUUCAAGCAGUCUUUAAGAAAUUCAACGAGCUAACUGAUCGUAUAUCUGCUCUCGAGAGAAGUUAA
This is a messenger RNA of Sungouiella intermedia, 267 nucleotides long. NCBI's taxonomy places the organism in Eukaryota, Fungi, Ascomycota, Pichiomycetes, Serinales, Metschnikowiaceae. The record is from the annotation of a GenBank genome assembly.